Messenger RNA from Anolis sagrei ordinatus, 1643 nucleotides. It is a transcript of the gene DDX39A, whose product is annotated as DExD-box helicase 39A. The record is from RefSeq and is a predicted model, not a curated record. NCBI's taxonomy places the organism in Eukaryota, Metazoa, Chordata, Lepidosauria, Squamata, Anolidae. Gene Ontology annotation, biological process: mRNA splicing, via spliceosome; mRNA export from nucleus. Gene Ontology annotation, molecular function: RNA binding; RNA helicase activity; ATP binding.
CUCUUACUCAUCAGCGGCCAGUGCGAACGGGAGGGACUUCCGGGGCGUCUCAGUGGCAGCGCGGUCUGUGCAGAAGCGAGGACGAAGGCGCGAGUUGGAGCCGGAGGAACAUGGCUGAGCAAGAUGUGGAGAAUGAAUUACUGGACUAUGAGGAGGACGAAGAGCCCCAGGCAGUGAAUGAUGCAACCCCUGUCCCUGCUAAAAAGGACGUGAAGGGUUCUUACGUUUCCAUUCACAGUUCUGGCUUCCGUGACUUCCUGCUAAAGCCAGAACUGCUUCGUGCCAUUGUGGACUGCGGUUUUGAGCACCCAUCAGAAGUGCAGCAUGAAUGCAUUCCACAGGCAAUCCUAGGCAUGGAUGUUUUAUGCCAAGCAAAGUCAGGCAUGGGCAAGACAGCUGUAUUUGUAUUGGCUACGCUGCAGCAGAUUGAACCGACAGAUGGGCAAGUAUCAGUAUUGGUGAUGUGCCACACCCGAGAGCUGGCCUUCCAGAUCAGCAAAGAAUAUGAGCGCUUCUCCAAGUAUAUGUCUGCUGUCAAGGUAUCAGUCUUUUUUGGGGGCCUUUCCAUCAAGAAGGAUGAAGAUGUGUUGAAGAAGAAUUGUCCGCAUAUUGUGGUGGGGACCCCAGGCCGUAUUCUAGCACUUGUUCGCAACAAGACACUCAACUUGCGCAAUGUCAAGCAUUUUGUGUUGGAUGAAUGUGACAAGAUGCUUGAGCAGCUGGACAUGCGCCGGGAUGUGCAGGAGAUUUUUCGACUGACCCCUCAUGAGAAACAGUGUAUGAUGUUUAGUGCCACCCUGAGCAAAGAAAUCCGGCCUGUCUGCAGGAAAUUCAUGCAGGAUCCUAUGGAGGUGUUUGUGGAUGAUGAGACCAAGUUGACUCUCCAUGGUCUGCAGCAAUACUAUGUGAAGUUGAAGGACACAGAGAAGAACCGCAAACUCUUUGAUCUACUGGAUGUGCUGGAGUUCAACCAGGUUGUGAUAUUUGUGAAGUCAGUGCAGCGCUGCAUGGCAUUGGCUCAGCUUCUGGUUGAGCAGAACUUCCCAGCUAUCGCUAUUCAUAGAGGCAUGUCUCAGGAAGAGAGACUCUCAAGAUACCAGCAGUUCAAGGAUUUCCAGCGUCGGAUCUUGGUGGCCACAAAUUUGUUUGGUCGUGGGAUGGACAUAGAGAGGGUUAACAUUGUAUUCAAUUACGACAUGCCAGAGGAUUCAGAUACCUAUUUGCACAGGGUGGCCAGAGCCGGGCGCUUUGGUACAAAAGGUCUGGCCGUUACCUUUGUGUCAGAUGAAGGUGAUGCCAAGAUCCUCAAUGAUGUGCAGGACCGCUUUGAAGUCAAUGUAGCUGAACUCCCCGAAGAGAUAGACAUCUCGACGUAUAUUGAACAGAGCCGGUAACCUGUGACAAUGGCAAGACUUUUCAACUACUCUUCAAUUGCUCCAUGGUGGAACCUGAAACCAAAUACUGCUGAAGCCCAGAGGGCUAUAUUUUUUUUUAAAACCUAUUGGGGGGUGGGAACUUAAAGCGGUUGUUGUUUAAAUUGCCCAGGUGGUAUUUCGCUUCAUCUUUAGCCAGUGGGCUUUUUACAUUAGAUGUUUCUAUUUUCAGAAUAACGAAGUAUGAUAAUAAAUUGGUUUUUGAAAGUA